UGUGGCGCAGAUGUCUCCGAGGCAGCGGCUGAGACGGUUUGGCGAAGAUGGCGGACUCGCUGUCGACAGGUCUGGGUGAGGAGAAAGAGAAGGAGAAGGAGGACAGGGAGAGGCACAGAAAGGUUGCCAAAACCGAGAAGAACAAGGAGAAGGACGGAGUCACGGAGACGCUGGGGUUCAGCGACAAAAAUGGCGGCAGUAUGGGCAAGAAACGCAACCUGUCAGACCUGUCUUUGGUCAGAUUUAUAACUACUGAACUGACCAGAGGCUAUUUCCUGGAACACAAUGAGGCCAAAUACACAGAGCGCAGAGAGAGGGUCUACACCUGCCUCCGCAUCCCCAAGGAGCUGGAGAAGUUGAUGACAUUCGGCUUCUUCCUGUGUCUGGAUGCCUUUCUCUAUGUGUUCACACUGUUGCCCCUCAGAGUCAUUCUGGCCCUUUUACGACUUCUCACAUUGCCGUGCUGUGGCCUCAGUGGCUCCCGCCUGCUUCAGCCAGCCCAGGUGUGUGAUGUGCUGAAAGGCUUCAUUAUGGUGUUGUGUUACUCAAUGAUGAGCUACGUGGAUUAUGCCAUGAUGUACCACCUCAUCAGGGGACAGUCUGUCAUCAAAUUGUACAUCAUCUACAAUAUGUUAGAGGUGGCAGAUCGCCUGUUCUCAUCAUUUGGCCAGGACAUCCUGGACGCUCUGUACUGGACAGCCACUGAACCCAAGGAGAAGAAGAGAGCGCACAUAGGAGUGAUUCCUCACUUCCUCAUGGCUGUGCUCUACGUCUUUCUCCAUGCCAUCCUCAUCAUGGUUCAGGCCACAACUCUUAACGUAGCCUUCAACUCCCACAACAAGUCUCUGCUCACCAUCAUGAUGUCAAACAACUUUGUGGAGAUCAAAGGAAGCGUGUUUAAGAAGUUUGAAAAGAACAACCUUUUCCAGAUGUCAAACAGUGACAUAAAAGAGAGGUUCACUAACUACAUCCUCCUGCUCAUCGUCUGUCUGAGGAACAUGGAGCAGUUUUCAUGGAACCCUGACCACCUGUGGGUGCUGUUUCCAGAUGUUCUCAUGGUUAUAGCCUCGGAGGUUGCCGUGGAUGUUGUCAAGCACGCUUUCAUCACCAAAUUCAAUGACAUCAGUGCCGAUGUAUAUGGAGAAUACCGAGCCAGCCUUGCCUUUGACCUUGUCAGCAGUCGACAGAAAAAUGCUUACACAGACUACAGUGACUCAGUGUCCAGAAGAAUGGGCUUCAUCCCCCUUCCUUUAGCUCUGCUGUUGAUCAGAGUAGUGACCAGCUCAGUGAAAAUCCAGGGUUCCCUCUCUUUUAUGUGUGUGCUUCUGUUUUACUUGGGGAUGAUCACUCUAAAGGUGCUGAACAGUAUCGUUUUGCUGGGGACGUCUUGUGUGUUCGUCAAAGAGGCCAACAUGGAAGAAAAGCUCUUCGACCCUCCACCGUCUGCCGUCUCCAGCCGUGCAAACUCCAGAGCUCACCGGACCAAACACGUUCACAUUUCACCACAGCAAGAACCCACAGCGGACAAAGGAGGAAUAUCACUGGCAUCAGACAAUUCUCAGACCAACAUCGCAGAGAGCUCUGCCCCCACGCUUCCCAAAAGUGACUCAGACACAUUCCUGACAACGCCCGACGAAGAGGACGAUGACAAAAUCAUCAACGCUGACACAGGACUGGAAGGAGAUGAACCCAAAAACAGAACACCCAAGAAAGACUUGCUGGAGAUAGACCGCUUCACCAUCUGUGGCAACCGAAUAGACUGAAUGCCAUAGGAACAACCAGUCACUGUCCUGGAAACACAGCGAGGUUCAGGGAUCAGACACGGGUCACGGAGCAUUCUCAGACCAGACUUAUUCUUGUGCACCUGACCCCUGGAGUAUUUAUUUAUUUAUUUCUGACAAAACCAGCCAAGGCAUAAAGCUGUUACUACAAGCAUCAGAGGCCGCUUCAGAUCUUUCCAGCUGGUCCGGUCUGUUUCCUGUUAAUCAGGUAGACUCUGAGGAUGGGUUGCGGUCAUCAUGGCAACUUGCAGAAAUGCACGUUGAUGACAGCAGUGUGGAAAAGUGGUGUACACAGCUGGAGCGGAGCACAAAGAAAGAAACUAAACCACAUAUGUGAAAUUGUGUGUGAUCAUAGAAACGUGGACCGUGCAAAUGUGUGUUCCAGAGCACAAUCAUAUGUACAGCGAGGAGUUGUUUUUAGACCGAACAAAAACUUGUCAAUUUUUACAUUUUUUUUUUAUUUCAAUUGUCUGAAAAAUUCAAAUUUCAAAUGAAGUUUUUAUGAAAAAUCUCAGACGUUUUUUUUUUUUCUAAAAUCGACCGUGUUCAGCUGCUGGAUUAAGACUCACUAACACAUGAACACAUUGUUGAAAUCACUCUGCAGACACAUGCACCUCCAUAUAUUUUAAGAAAUCGCUUUUUAAUUCAGUUACCAUGAUGAGCCCAGAAGUCCAACAUGUUAAACAUGGCAGCAGUGACACAACAUACAGUCUGGCAUGAGCUCAUUGUCUUUGAUUGCCAUCUUUGGGUUACACAGUUUGAACUUUAUUUUUUUAGAUGCAGAUAAACGUUCGGAGGUUUUAGUAUGAUGCCGUUUGUGUUGAUAUUAUUACUCUGAAGCACUGAGACAAGAUGGUGCCUGUUUGUGAAGUCGUUAGUAUUAUUUUGAAGUGACCUCCAAGCCAGACAGGUUUGGCAGAUAUUUCUUUUUAUAGUGAUUUUUUUUUCCCAGUAUGGUUCACCAUUCAAGCAUGCAGCCUCGGAUAAUCAUUUCCACAGCAUAGGCGUAUGGCAAUUUUUAUAUGGGAAACUGUGAUCUGAAGAAAUGUCUUGGUGAAGUACCAAUGUGCGCAUGGUCUCAUUUUAAGUUCAUGUUUGGUGUGUGACACCAGCAUCAGCUAAACAUAUUUUCCAAUUCUUCAUCAUUAUCCUGACAGUGAUAUGAAAAGUAAUUAAGAUUACAUAUAUGCAGGUAAAAUGGUCAAGGGUGCCUGAAGGCUAAGCCACAGCUGUGUCAGUCACAUCUAAAUGACAAGUAACAGGAAGGAGUACAAUAAUAGCUCUGUAAUCACAUGAAAGCAGUGAACCAAGUAAUUUUCAUUUGGCAGGGAACUGUACGAAGGGAAAAAUCAGGUUUGAUCCCCGAGCUUUGCUGGCACUGUUUGGUGCGGAGGGCUGCGGGCUUAUUGGAAGAGGCUCUUUGCAAUGCUUGUAUACUCAAACAGUCUUAUAUGCUGUGAAAGCUGGAGGCACUGUUUAAUCAGUUGAGUAAAUCAGACUGCUUUGUCUGCUCUGAAAGUGUCAGGAGUUGCAUGUCCUGGGUAAAAAGCUAAGACCAACCAAGCUCCGAUUUUUGCCUCUCAUGUAUCAUCAUUACAUGCAAGCCACGUGGUAAACACUGCACUUAAGAAAAAAAUAACAAUACCAGGUGAUCUUCAACAAACCCAGAAGGUCAACACACAACACUUGUUGCUGUUCUGAUCCAGAAUAAUCACUUGUCAAUUAUAAUAAUGAAGAUUUUAACCUGUUUUCAAGUUGCAGCUCUAUUUUCUUGUUGCUAGCCAAAAUUAUAACAAUAUCCUUGCUCAGUUUCUACUUAGAUCUACACUAUUUGUCUAUAUUUCUGUUACUUUAUAUUAUAUUAAGGUUUUAUACAAAAUAAUGUGUUUGUAUUUUUCUUGCGUCUUGCAUAACAAGUAAGUUAAUUGAUUUUGAGCUGCCUGGGAAGGAGUUAGAUCUGCAGCUUGGAAAACAGGUUACAAAGGUCUUGCACUUAGACGUAGUCUUAGAGACGUCAGGUGAGUAAGAUCAAAAACUCUUUGACUGAAGCAAAUACUUUAUUAAGACAAAACAUGUUAUUAAUUAACUGAGCACAAGUGAUGGAUAGUGUGCUGGAUUCGUUAUCAUGCAGUAGAUGGAACAUUGUUUUCAUCCAGAUGGUCUGAAGACCCCUAGAGCAGAGGAAAAUGUUGUUAAAUGAUCACCAGGUGUUUGUUGCUCAGAAAAAUGGAUGCUUUGUGUAGCUGUGUCUCAAAUGUAAUGGUUACACCUGAGAGGCACAAACCUGGAGUAAGUCCAACCUCACUGUGGGAGGACAGUCAGUAGCGUAAAAUAUCUGCAUACUUGCAAAAGAAGGAUCAAGUGUGUGUAUGUAUCAUGAUAGUAUGAUGUGUGUGUGUCUGGGAGAGAAAUUGCAGUGCAUGAAUGGUUCUCACUACUUACAAAUGAAUCCGAUAUUUGAUGUUUUUAUUUUUCAUGUACAAACCAUCUGUGUAAUGUAUCUCCUUACAUGGCAAAAGGAGAAUAAAACAAGAUUUUGUUUUGUAA
Toxotes jaculatrix (banded archerfish) is the source of this 4328-nucleotide messenger RNA. It is a transcript of the gene tapt1b, whose product is annotated as transmembrane anterior posterior transformation 1b. The transcript has 14 exons. The record is from RefSeq and is a predicted model, not a curated record. NCBI's taxonomy places the organism in Eukaryota, Metazoa, Chordata, Actinopteri, Toxotidae. Gene Ontology annotation, cellular component: endoplasmic reticulum membrane; ciliary basal body. The coding region runs from base 48 to 1763 and encodes 571 amino acids. Gene Ontology annotation, biological process: positive regulation of cilium assembly; maintenance of protein localization in endoplasmic reticulum.